AAAGUAAAACUAGUAUCUUCUGCUAAGGAGAACUGAGUGGCUAACAGGUACCUGCCUGGGGCUCAGGGUGGGGGCUGAGUGUGCGUGUGUGAAUGGGGCUCCCCCCUGCAAUGUAACGGAUGUCCUUGCACAAGCACAGUAAUGCCCUAUGCCCUCCCAGCUCAAGGAUUCAGUGCAAGGAUGGAGAAAGGAGAAAGCUGGCAGUGUCGGGGAUGGCCACGAUGACAUGAACUAAAGGCAAAGCAAAGCAGUCCGCUUUCUCUAAGAUGACACGAACCGACCCACCUGAUAUACUAGUGUCUACAGUGUAUCAAGAUAUUAAGGUAACCCUGAAAGCUGAUUCUCCUAUCCACAAAGCCGCCACAAAAUGUGACAGCUUUAUGUCCAACCACAAGGAGACUCACCAGCAACAGUUCAACAAGAGGCACUGCCGCAGCUUUGACUUUCUCGAGGCCUUGGAUGAACACUUGACCAACAUGUCAAGCAUGGAACGUUCUCAGCGAAGAAGCCAGAAAAGGGCAGACACCCCUGAACCAUCUUCUCAGCCGGUGGGCAGGAAGGCCUCCAUGAAGUCAGACACAAGAUGUAUAUCUCAAGGGGGAGACACCUCGAAGGAAGCAGCGAAAGAACCAAGGAGAAGGCCACGAUCCAAAAGUGCGCCAAGGGUCAAAACUGCUUUCACCUCAGUCCCUAUACAAAUGUCAUCUUCUCAAUCACCUCCUCCGACUACCAGAAGGGGCAGAGAGGUUAACCGGAAUUCCAGGGAACCACAGAAAUCUGUAGCCUCCCCCAAAAGGGAAGUCAGCUAUGCUCCUGCCAAGGCACUCAUGAAUGAAGUCCACCCAAUAAAAUUGCAGCCGCAGCGCAACAUUGCAAGCCGGAUUUCUCCCCUUUGUAUCAACAGCAACUGCAUGGAGGAAAGUCAGGGGGCAAAGCCAAUCUCUAGCCCUCAUGUCCGGUGCAGAAUAGAUAUCAAGCCAGAUGAUGCCGUAUUGCAGCAUGCCGCACACAGCUCCAAGCCCAGUCAGAAUUGGGGGGAGGCACCAAAUUGCAAUAGGCAACCAAGCACACCCAGGAACUUAGCAGUUCCCGCUGCAAGGCUUAUAUCUGUGUCUCGGACCCCUACACCGAGUGAAUCCUAUAGUGGGGACCACAGGAUUACACACUUUCCCUGUAAUUUAGGGGGCGAGAUGUACACCACAGACUUUAGAGGUGUCCCAAACCAAAGUGUUGCUUCCCCAAGGGACUUCACACAUUACUCCAGCAGAGACUGUGUGCAAUAUGGUAGUAGCCCCACUCCAGCCUCCUACUUCUAUACAGAGGAUGACGGCAGUUAUACCCAAAAUAUUUCCAUCAAAAACAGAGGCUGUCUUACUUACCCUGCAGUCGCUACUCACAACUACUACCCUGAGGAGCCUCCUUCUGGCCCUCGAACUUAUUAUAUUGAGGAGCCCAGACCGUAUCCUAUUCAGGAAGCACCAGUAAGGACGUUCUAUGGCGAGGAUGCCUGUUAUUAUCCUCCUCGUGCAGUUUCAGCUAAAACACUGUACGUAGAGGACCCCAGGUUGUAUCCGCUUCAGACUUCAGCUGCCAAACACUACUUUGCUGAGGAUAUUGCAAAGUAUUCAGAAAGGGAGGCCCUCACCAGGACAUAUCCCUACCCAAGGACCUCCCAACCCCUCCAAUUAACCAAUUGGUAUUUUCCAGAUCAGGGCCCAGUCCCAUACCCAACCAUACCAAUAUCACCUUUUCCCUCUCAGUCAUCUGGAAGGGAGGCAAUGCUAUCAUCAUGGCAUGCAUCAUACAGCAUGAACCAGCAGAGACUAGGAACAGACACCAGAAGCUAUUCCAGAUCUUGGGACAAUGUUUUAAACCCUGGCGGGCGCAAAGAUGCCCUGCUUGCGCGUGGCCAAAGUUAUGAGAACCUGCUGUGCCAUGAGCGACGUGCCUUAUCUCCCGAUGACAGACGCCAACCUGUGGUUGUUAAUCUUUCUUGCUCCCCUAAACGCUAUGCUGCCCUAUCCCUUUCAGAGAAUUCUAUAGUGGAGAAGGUUCAUACAGAAGGUGGACGGUACACAAUGGGGCGCUCAUGGUUUGUCACCCCUGAGAUCACUAUUACAGAUAAUGACUUAAGGGCAAAUGGGGUUGGAAGGGCUGAGAUGAGGUCUGCCAGCUGGGAUGUGAUAGACUCAAGUGUCACACCACCAGCUUACCAAGGUCACCCUUCCUAUCCUACCAAAGAGAAGAUGCCAAGCAGAUCCGCCCGGCACCGCAGCCUGGAGCAACUGGAUGAGCUAAUUGCAGAUCUGGUCAUAGACUACAAGCCACCAUCAAGUCGCCGCCCAAGUGAAUCAGAUGCCCUUGCAGACCAAUUGAGAAAGUUAAUUAAGGAAGAUAUGAUAGGGCUCCCAAGGAAAACAGAACACUAUGGGCAAACGGCACAACUUCUACAGAGUAGGCCCCUAAAGGAACAGCCAACACCAACAUUUCCAAAAUCCCAUCAAGGCCAUAGGAGAGAGACAUUCCCAGAGGUGCCAGUGAGUGGCCCCCACAAGCCGCUUGAAGACUGCUCACCGGAUCUUAGCGCAGAUGAGGAUGACCUCUUAACUUGCUCAAAUGCCAAGUGCAGGCGCACAGAGACUAUGUUCAAUGCCUGCCUUUACUUCAAGUCCUGCCAUAGCUGCUACACUUACUAUUGUUCCCGCAACUGUCGCCGUGAGGACUGGGACAUCCACAAAGAGAGCUGUAUCUAUGGUUGCAUGGGCAGCGUCUGUCGCCAUGUGCUAACGUUUUGCAGAGAGAAUACAGGGGUGCACAAAGCCUUCUCUCGUAUUGCCAAGGUUGGGUACCUCUCCCGGGGUAGAGGCGUGCUCUUUCUAGGUUUUCCUAACCCCAGUUCUGCAGAUAACUUUCUCCAACUGGGCCUGGAAGGUUUGCUGAUGUCCCCCACCUACUUGUCUCUGAGGGAGUUAGAGAGCUAUUCGGACAACCUGGGAGAGCAUGCCAAGGAACUGCAGGUAGUUGGCAACCAAUUUGACCCUGAGGAAUGUUUUUUGUUGAAUGUAACUGUGGCAGUGGGACAAGGGGGCUCUGACCGCCUCUCUGCCAGAGCCCACCAUAUUCCCACUGUCCGUAAGUAUGCCAAAAUAGCCUUAGCCUCAUCUAGCCCAGAGAGGAAGAUCACAAAAAAGGAAAAGGACAUGGAGACACUGAUCCUAACCCCUCCUCCUGGUACAGCCAAUUUGGAUAAUGAGGGAGAAGAAGGGAGGAAAGCCAGGGAGGUUUGCUUCAUUCAUAUCCAAAGGGAGCUUAGAAUAAGAGGUGUCUUCCUUCGCCAUGAAUAUCCCAAAAUCUACCAGCAGAUGUGUGAGUUUGUGGAGAACAACAAGAGGUUCACACCCACCACCAUUUAUCCCAUCGACAGGAGGACUGGGAAACAGUUUAUGUGCAUGAUCAUGGCAGCUUCAGAGCCAAGGACCCUAGACUGGGUGGCCAGCCCGAACCUCCUGGAUGAUAUUAUGUGAUUGCACAAUCAUUGGGGCUUUACAUUCUUUUUCUCUUAUGUUUUUCUCUUGUUUUGUAGCUUAUUUGUUUUUUUUGUGUACAGGAAGAAGUCAUAUUUGUUUAAUAUUCAUGCUCUGACCCUUCCAUUCACCAGGAUUGGACAUUACCUGCUUGCUAAUAUUCUCCUUUUCAUUGAUGCCCUAUCUUUCACUUUGCUGCUGAAUCAAGGGUAAUGUUUCAAGCAGGGGUGCCCACACUUUUAGCAAGGUAGGCCCUACUUAUAGAGAAGUCAUUUCAUCAGGUUCCACCGCCUCUAAUGGAAUCUUACUUAACUGUAUUGUACCAAAAGAAGACACAUACACUGGUCACCAUUGCCAGCUCAAAGUCUACAGCUAGAUCACACUCUAUCUUGGGCAUCCCUGUUUUAAAGGGAUCAUUUAAGAGAAAGAUUAUAGUUGCUUAGUUUGACUCCUUUGGGGCCACCAUUGACCCUAAAUCCUUCUUUAUAGUAGGAUACUUAACACAUGCAUUGGGCUGCUAUUUAAAAUAUAACUGACCAUUUCCGCUUUUUUUUUUUUAAUUCUAUCUGUUGGUGUUGUUGACGAGAUAGUGUAGGGAUAUGUCUCUUUGGCUCUGCAGAGUUAAAAGAACUAUAACUCCCAGCAUCCCUCUUUAAGAUGACGGAUGGAGUCUUUAUCAUCUGCAGAGUGGAAAGAUCCUCUCAUUCAUUUUAAAAAACACUACUAAUUCAAAACAGACAUGACUGCUAUAAUACUACUGGCAUGAAAGUAUAGUAAUACUACUCUCAAUGUAUUACAACAAGGAGAAGAGUCAGAUUAUAUUUUGUAUUAUAUUCUGGGAUUGAAAUUAGGCACAGUCAACCAAAUAUGUGUUGUAGCAUUAAAGGGGUUUUUGUUCACCA
Messenger RNA from Xenopus laevis (African clawed frog), 4426 nucleotides. It is a transcript of the gene ajm1.S, whose product is annotated as apical junction component 1 homolog S homeolog. Gene Ontology annotation, cellular component: apical junction complex; plasma membrane. The transcript has 2 exons. The record is from RefSeq and is a predicted model, not a curated record. Lineage: Eukaryota; Metazoa; Chordata; Amphibia; Anura; Pipidae. The coding region runs from base 267 to 3524 and encodes 1085 amino acids. Gene Ontology annotation, biological process: cell-cell junction organization.